Messenger RNA from Trematosphaeria pertusa, 1883 nucleotides. Its product is annotated as MFS multidrug transporter-like protein. Gene Ontology annotation, biological process: transmembrane transport. The transcript is spliced from 6 exons. Lineage: Eukaryota; Fungi; Ascomycota; Dothideomycetes; Pleosporales; Trematosphaeriaceae. Gene Ontology annotation, molecular function: transmembrane transporter activity. The record is from RefSeq and is a predicted model, not a curated record. The coding region runs from base 1 to 1674 and encodes 557 amino acids.
AUGUCUUCUCCAUCUCUAGAUGAAGAUAAGGAACGCGUGCCCAUUGGCUUACAGUCGAGCGAGCCAAGCGAGCGUCCCACUCGGAGAGGCAACGCAGAAACGGGCUUGAUAGACGGGAAAGAGGUUGAGAUUCACUCAUGGAACGGUCCGGACGAUCCAGAAAACCCGUUCAACUGGUCCACGAGGUACAAGGUUGUCUUGACUCUGACCGUUUGCUUUAUUUCUAUCCUCACAGGUCUCCCAGCUGGAUCUUACGGCGCUGGUAAUGCCUGGAUGAGCUCCCGCUUCCAUGUGCAAAACGAACCCUUUCCCAACCUCUUCUGGGCCACAUGCAGUUGGAACAUAGGCGCUGCACUGUUCCCCCUCGUAUUCGUCCCGCUGACUGAGAACGCUGGUCGUAUGCCUGGCUACUUUGUUGCAUACAUAGUCUUCGAGCUCUUCCUCUUCGGAUCUGCCUUUGCAGAUAAUUUUGCUACCUUAGUAGUGACGCGGUUUUUCGGUGGAGGGGCAUCAUCCGUGUCUGUCAAUAUUGUCGGUGGCAGCAUUAGCGACGUGUGGAAAGGUGACAAAGCCAGGAGUCUGCCUAUGUCACUUUUCGGCUUUACCAGUGUGGCUGGGAUCGCGCUUGGGCCCUUCAUUGGUAGCGCUAUCGUCCAGAUCCAUAAACCAGAUAGAGGCCUGCAGUCGCCAUGGCGGUGGAUCUAUUACAUCCAAAUCAUCUACAACGCAGCGCUAAUCCCCGUCUUCUAUCUCAUUCUCAAGGAAACCAGAGGCGAUGUCAUCCUGAAGAAGCGCGCUAAGAAACUGCGCCAACAGACCGGCCGUCCUAUAUAUGCCGAAUCGGAGCUUGAACAGUCAUCCAUCCUCACACUGCUCAAGCUCUCUUUCAAGCGGCCGACGAAGAUGCUGCUCACUGAGCCUGUCGUUACUUUCUUCACCCUGUGGAUCAGUUUCGCUUGGGGAAUACUGUUCCUUUUCUUCUCUUCGGUCGUGCAGACAUUCAGCACUAAUUACGGAUGGGACACAUUCCAGACCGGCCUGGUUGUGCUUGCGCUUACCGUUGGUGCCGUGAUCGGUACUUUGGUUAAUCCUUUCCAGGACUGGCUAUACCUUUGCACGGCAUCUAAGAAUACCGAGCGUCCCGGUAAACCGAUCCCAGAAGGCCGCCUUUACACGAGUAUCCCUGGUUCACUCCUCUUUACAGGUGGGCUCUUCAUGUAUGGCUGGAGCUCGCAGCCAGACGUACACUGGAUUGUUCCUGCGAUCGGCGUCACCAUUGUUAGCCUCGGAAUCUAUUCGAUCUACAUGGCCGUGGUGAACUACCUCACUGAUGCUUAUGAGAAGUACGCUGCGUCCGCGCUGUCAGCCGCCUCGCUCGGUCGUAACACAUUCGGAGCCCUCCUGCCUCUGGCGUCGUACUCGCUCUUCGAAAACCUGGGUUAUGGUUGGGCUGGCAGUCUUCUUGGUUUCAUUGGCGCGGCUCUCACUUUGGUGCCUGUUGUUCUGGUGAUCAAGGGUCGUCAGAUCAGAGCGCGCAGUCCCUUCAUGCUCGAUGCUACCUUCGAUCAGAAUGAAAGUAGUGAGAGGAGGAGCAGCGUGGAAGGACGGAAGAAUAACUUUGGGCCUGCAGGUGUGGCUGGAGGCCCGCCCGGUGCGCUGGGCGAACAGCCGUAGGCGACAGAGUGCUGGAAAAAAAGGUUAAAUCAGUAUGGCAUUCUGUGGUAUCGGCUUAGGAAAAGUUUUCCGUACUUGUCAUGGUAGGUACGUCCACAACUUGCGAGUAGAAUCGCGAUAUUUCUUUAAAAGGGGCUCAUCACCCUGCAUCAUUAGCGUACCCUGUAUCACUAGUCGUGUUUCUCGAUCUCACUUCUUUUUCUUCUUUC